CUGCCAGUUUGCGCAACGCCGCCUGUGCAUAGACUACAAAAAAAAAGUUUCGGCCGGUCGCGGAGUGCGCGGGAAAAAUUUAAAAACGUGAAGUGCAUUCGAAAAUUUGACGUGUGUGCAUUUUGAUUUUGGUGGUUGCCGAGAAGAUAUAUUUGUAAACACAAUGGGUUCUCUGCCUCGGGUCUCAGUGGUGUCGGGUGCGCGGCGCGUGGUCCCUGGGGCUCCGCUGCCGUCCCACCUGGCCCGCCUCGGCUGUAGCGACUCUACCGCCCUCGUGUACUCUGAUGAGACUGGCACGACGCGCGUAACCUACGCGCAGCUAGCAGCGCGCACAAAUGCGCUGGCGCGUGCAUUGGCGUCGCGUGCGCGCGGCACCGGCGCCAACCAAGAUGGCGACUUUGUAGUCGCCGUGUGCAUGCAGCCUACACACAACACCGUGAUGGCGCUCCUCGCGUGCUGGAAGGCCGGAGCCGCCUACGUGCCCAUGGAGCCCGGCUUCCCUCAACAGCGCAUCAAUCACAUUCUACAGGACGCACAACCGUGCCUCGUUAUUUACGAUGACCGAUGCAACCCCUCAAUGUUCGCUGCCACUGGCGUGCCUUCAGUCUCGUUCGAGGAGCUGGCGUUGGAAGCCAGCGGUCUAUCUGCGGAGACCUUGAACCCGAUGGAGAUGCUGGCUGACUCCCGCGCUGAUAGCAUUGCCAUAGUGCUGUAUACUUCUGGAAGCACUGGAGUGCCUAAAGGUGUCCGUCUUCCGUACUCCGCCAUCUGCAACCGCCUGUGGUGGCAGUUCCACACUUUCCCGUUCACGGAAACAGAAGCCACUUGCGUCUGGAAGACCGCUCUGACCUUCGUGGACUCGGUCUGCGAGAUCUGGGGUCCGCUGCUGCAUGGACGGUCUUUGCUGAUCCUGUCGAGGGAGACGACUAGAGACCCGCAAAAGUUGGUGCGGGUUUUGUCUGAGAAUCAGAUACAACGACUGGUCCUCGUCCCAACCCUCCUCCGCUCGAUCCUCAUGUACCUCUCCCUGAACCGCUCGGAACGCCCACUCCAGAACCUGAAGCUCUGGGUCUGCUCCGGAGAGACCCUCAGCAAGGAGCUGGCUGCCAAGUUCUUCCAGUAUUUCGGAGACCACGGCGGCUAUAAGUUGGCGAAUUUCUAUGGGAGCACUGAGGUUAUGGGAGAUGUGACGUAUUAUGUGUUGGAGAAUACUAAGCAGUUGGACAAUCAUAAUACCAUCCCGAUUGGUUCUCCCCUGGACAACUGCGAAGUAUACUUACUCGAUGAGGAGAUGCACCCAGCGCGCGAGUCCGAAGUCGGCGAGGUGUGGGUCGCUGGGGCCAAUCUGGCGUGUGGAUACGUGGGUGGACAGGCGCCUGACAAAUUCUGCGAUAACCCUCAUGCAACAAGCGCAGACUACGGCCGCCUCUACCGUACCGGAGACUUCGGCAUGCUGCAGAAAGGAGUUAUUCUGUACGCUGGACGGACCGACUCUCAGAUAAAGAUCCGAGGGCAUAGGGUGGACCUGCAGGAGGUGGAACGUGCUGUCGCCGCUGUCAACGGUGUAGAGAAAGCCGUGGUCCUCUGUUACGGGCUAGCGACCGGCAACCCUGAGAUCCUGGCUUUCGUCACCAUUGAGCAAAAUGCCAAGCUGGGUUCGCAUCACAUCGAAGGUGCUCUGAAGAACGCCCUUACCUCCUACAUGAUACCACAGGUUAUCAUGAUCGACACCAUUCCAUUGCUUGUCAACGGGAAAGUGGACAGACAAGCACUGCUAAAGAUGUACGAAAAUACAAAUAACAACGAUGACUCAGAAAUCCCCCUUGACAUCGACUAUUCCGGCGUCGACUCCGACAGUAUGGAUAAGGCCCGAGUCCUCUUCGAGACCAUCGGAGAGGUCCUCGGUCGCGCCGCCAGGGGAGCCCUAUCAGUCAGAGCGGGCUUUUACGAGCUGGGAGGGAACUCUCUAAACUCCAUUUACACGAUUACUAGGCUAAGGGAUAAGGGGUAUUAUAUCGAAAUCAGCGAUUUCCUGGAGGCAGCCAACCUCGGAGAGGUGCUUUCGAAGCUGUCCACCAGCCCCGACUGCCAGGGCACUAACCAGCCCAAGUUCACAGCCGAACCGAUGCGCGAUGAACACAAAGACGAUGUCAUUGACAUGAUAGUGACCUCGUUUUACGAGAAAGCCGAGCUGGAGCAGUUCCUCCGGCACGAGAUCGAGACGCGCGACUACGCGCACUGCAUCAGCGCGUGUUGGGCCGCGCUACUGCAAGCACGUUUCUCCGUUGUUCUUAGAGACGACAGUGGAACUCCAGUGGCUGUGGCCUUGAACUUCGAUGCUCGUGACGAGCCAGAAAUCGAACUUACUGGCGGACUCGCCAAAAUUAUGGCUUUCCUGGAAUUCGUCGAGGGUUCUGUCAGAGACACUAUGCUUCCCGAAGGCAAAGGCACCAUACUCCACUCCUUCAUGAUGGCAACGGCCGAACACCUGAACUCACGCGACAACGUGGCCGCCAUCCGCGCGCUCGAGCACGCCACCAUGCGCGUGGCGCGCGAGAAACGGUUCCUCGGCGUGUUUACCACCAACACCAGCCCGCUUACACAGCAACUGGGCACCGACGUCCUUGGUUUCCAAACCCUCCUCGACUACCAGAUCAACCAGUACGUGGACGAGAACGGCGCCCGCAUCUUCGGAGAGGCCCCUGAUGACAUGAGGGCCAUCGUCUGCUGGAAAACUGUUGAAUGAGCCGAGACAAUGUAGGCUUUAUUUAUAAUUUAUGUACGAUUGAGAAUCCUUUAGCUUGUUAAGUUUAUGAUCUAUGAA
Cydia amplana is the source of this 2824-nucleotide messenger RNA. RefSeq names its product beta-alanyl-bioamine nonribosomal peptide synthetase ebony (gene e). The transcript has 17 exons. Bases 164 to 2746 code for a protein of 860 amino acids. The record is from RefSeq and is a predicted model, not a curated record. NCBI's taxonomy places the organism in Eukaryota, Metazoa, Arthropoda, Insecta, Lepidoptera, Tortricidae.